This is a messenger RNA of Thyridium curvatum, 1194 nucleotides long. RefSeq lists its product as uncharacterized. NCBI's taxonomy places the organism in Eukaryota, Fungi, Ascomycota, Sordariomycetes, Thyridiales, Thyridiaceae. Gene Ontology annotation, biological process: endonucleolytic cleavage of tricistronic rRNA transcript (SSU-rRNA, 5.8S rRNA, LSU-rRNA); ribosome biogenesis. The transcript has a single exon. Gene Ontology annotation, cellular component: nucleolus. The record is from RefSeq and is a predicted model, not a curated record. Gene Ontology annotation, molecular function: RNA endonuclease activity. Bases 1 to 1194 code for a protein of 397 amino acids.
AUGUCGAACCCCAACCCGGCGUUCUUACGGUUCACAGGCCACAAGGCCUUCGCGCAACGCCUUGUGCUGUCAACACUGACCGGCCGACCUAUCCACAUCUCGGGCAUCCGCAGUUCUUCGCCCACUGCGCCCGGUCUUGCCCCGCAUGAGAUCUCCUUCCUCCGGCUGCUCGAGGCCGUCACAAACGGUAGCUCCUUCCAGAUUUCAUACACCGGUACGACGAUAACGUACCAUCCCGGCCUCAUCACCGGUGCGAUUGCCGGCGCCGGCGCGGUCGAGGGCGACAUCAUCGAGCACAACAUCCCCUCCAAUUGCACUCGCGGCAUCUCCUACUUCCUCAUUCCUCUGGCGUUAUUGGCACCGUUUUCAAAAGCACACAUGAAUGUCCGCUUUUCCGGGCCUGGUGUCAUCACUUCCGCGACCGAGAGCGGAGACAUGUCAAUCGAUUCUUUCCGACUGGCGAUCCUCCCUCUCUACGGUCUCUUCGGCAUUCCACCUGCACGAAUAGACUUGUCCAUCAAGCAGCGAUCGUGCCCCGGCCGCGGCGACAGGAAGGGCAAUGGCAUCGUUGAGCUCCGGUUCGCCAGCCAAGUCCGCCUGCCGAAGACGCUGCACAUGAACCGCAGCUCGGGAAGGGUGAAGAAGAUAGGCGGAGUCGCAUACUGCAGUGGUGUCUCAGCUUCGAACAACAAGCGCAUGAUCCACGCCGCUCGAGGCGUCCUGAAUGCAUUAUCGAGCGACAUCAAGAUUGCGGAGGCACCGCCUGGCCGCGAUGAUGCGAGGAAUAAUGUCGGCAUAGGUUUCGGGAUGAGCCUCGUGGCUGAAUCCAGUGUUCCUGGUGUCAUCUAUUCUGCGGAUGUUGUUGCUCCCUCCGAGGGUGGUGUCUUACCAGAGGAUCUUGGUACGAGGUGUGCCUACCAGCUACUGGAAGCAAUUGACCAAGGUGGCUGUGUAAGCUGGGCGGCUGCGAAGACUGUAUUGACAUUGAUGGCGAUGGGUUCAGAAGAUGUUGGUCGGUUACGGUUGAGUAAAGCUGUCAUAGGCACAGAGGAGGUGGUCGGCCUAGCCAGGGACCUCAAGACGUUUGGGGCCAGUAGUUGGGGUCUACGAGAGGCGGAAGAUGACGAGGGCGCGGAUGUGCUCGUCUCAGUCAAGGGCUCAGGCGUUGGUAAUGUUGGCCGCAAGGUGGCGUGA